GCUUCCUACUGGGGCUUCCUCUCUGUCCUGUGACACCAAAGCACCAUGACUCUUACCCCAAAGUUGUUGCUGCUGCUGCCACCGCUUUUUCUGUCCCUGCUGUGGGCAGGGUCCCUGGCUCAGCGUUCAAUGUUCCAGCUGCAAGUGCAGGAGACCGUGAAGGUGCAGGAGGGCCUGUGUGUGCAUGUGCCCUGCAAAUUCUCCCACCCCCGACAAGGAUACACUGACGAUGACCCAGCUUAUGGCUACUGGUUCCAGGAAGGAAGUGAUCACAGCCAGGAUGUUCUAGUGGCCACAAACAACCCAGAUCAAGACGUGCAGGAGGAGACCCAGGGCCGAUUCCACCUCCUCGGGGACCCCCAGGACAACAACUGCUCCCUGGACAUCAGAGAUGCACAGAGAAGGGACUCGAGGACAUACUUCUUUAGGGUGGAGAGAGGGUCUUAUGUGAAAUAUAAUUACCUAUGGAACCAGCUCUCCGUGCGUGUGACCGCUCUGACACAGAUACCUGACAUCCACAUCCAGGGGCCCCUAGAAUCUGGCCACCCCAAGAACAUUACCUGUAGUGUGCUAUGGGCCUGUAAGAGGGGGACACCCCCCACCUUCUCCUGGAUCGGGGUCGCCCUCACCUCCAGGGGCUCCAAGACUCCCCACUCCUCCGUGCUCACCCUCACCCCGAGGCCCCAGGACCACGGCACCAACCUUACUUGUCGAGUGGCCUUCCCCGGAGCUGGUGUGAACACGGAGAGGACCAUCCAGCUCAACGUGUCCUAUGCACCCCAGAACCUGACCAUCAGUGUCUUCCGAAGAGAAGGAACAGGACCUGAGGCUCUAGGCAACGGUUCGUCUCUCUCAGUCCAGGAGGGCCAGCCCCUGCACCUGGUCUGCAUCGACGACAGCCACCCUUCUGCUAGGGUGAGCUGGACCCGGGGUAGCCUGACCCUGCAGCCCUCACAACCCUCAAAUCCUGGGGUCCUGGAGUUGCCCCGGGUGGAACUGGGGGACCAUGGGAGAUACGUCUGCAGAGCUCAGCACCUGUUGGGGUCCCUGGAAGCAUCCCUGAACCUCCUUGUGAAGAACCCCCCGAAGCUGUUUGCUCCCUCCUGCUCCUGGGAGGGCGAGGGGCUGCACUGCAGCUGUUCCUCCCGGGCCCACCCGGCCCCCACCCUGCGCUGGCGGCUGGGGGAGGGGCUGCUGAAGGGGAACCACAGCAACGCCUCCUGGACCAUCACCUCCAGCUCUGCGGGGCCCUGGGCCAACAGCUCCCUGAGCCUCAGCGGGCCGCUGGGCUCUGGCCUCAGACUCAGCUGCGAGGCCCGGAAUGCCCACGGGAAACAGAGCAUGGCUAUCCUGGUGCUGCCAGGUCAGGGAGGGAGACCAGGGCCCAGGACAGAUGUGAUUCAGGGGGCCAUCUGGGGAGCUGGAGUCACAGCCCUGCUUGCUCUCUGUAUCUGCCUUAUCAUCUUCUUCGCAGUGAAGACCUACAGGCAGAAAUCCAACCAGAAAGCAGCGUGCAGGGAUGGCAUCGAUCCAGCCUUGAAUACCGUCUCCCAGACUCAAAGGCCAGCUCCAGUGCCUUCCCUUCAUUCCACUCAGGAUCACCUGAGCAAACCCUGGUCAGACAGCCUCUCAGACCCUUUGCCCCCAGCUGGGGCCACCUCUCCCUCUGAGAAGGAGCAGGAGCUCUACUACGCCAGCCUCAGCUUCCACGGGCUGAAGCCACACAACUUUCAGGACCGGGAGACCCCUGAGUAUGCAGAGAUCAAGAUCCAGAAAUGACGACCCCAACCCGCCCCCUGCCUCCAGGAGGGCCAGCUCUGACUGGAGCCUGGACAGGACAUCUCUGAAGAAAUGUAUGUCAGACUCUGAUUCCUUAGAAGUUGACAGCCCUCUGAGCCAAAGUUUAUAAAUGGGAAUGUGACACUCCUUGGAGUGGCUGAAAGUCACAGAUUCCUGUGUUCAAACAUCAGGCAAGCCACUUCACCUCCCCAUGCCUUCCUGUGUUCCUUCCUCUGUAAAAUGGGGGAUAAUAUUCAUUGGGCACAUUGUUCAGUGGGAAAAAAUGCAUCAUUGGCAUUGUUAAGUAUAUCCUUAUGUGUUAAGUCUACCUCAGGAUGGAGGGAGAUACCAACGUUUGAACAUAUAUUAUUUUGUCUUUUGUUUUCUUUUCUCUUUUUUGGGGGGGAAGGUGUCAUGUAUUAUUUUUAAAAGUAAAUCUAUUUCUAAAUGUAACUCUCUGGCAGGAGUAGAUAUUUCUCAAUAUAUGUAUCUAACAAAGGA
Leptonychotes weddellii (Weddell seal) is the source of this 2280-nucleotide messenger RNA. NCBI's taxonomy places the organism in Eukaryota, Metazoa, Chordata, Mammalia, Carnivora, Phocidae. The record is from RefSeq and is a predicted model, not a curated record.